GCUCCUGGAGCUGUACAUUUAAUUCGAAUGUCAAAGCGUAGAAAGUAAUCUGGACAUAUCACCCCUAUUUCAGCAGCUUGGUUUAGUCCACGACCUCGUACCCGGAACUAGUUGUAAAUAUUUAUAUUUAUAGUCAGCUGACUUCCAUUCACAUGACUACAAUUAGCUGAAUACUUGUAAAUAAUCCAUGUAAUAGUUUAUAUACAGAGCCGUAUUAUGGCGGUUUAGGUGAACGUUAAUGAGGACAGAAAUAGAAGUGAUAUUUCACUAGUGAACAGCGUGUCAACUGGUGGACAAAAUGGACAAAAUCACUAAAGAUGUGGGUGAUAUCCAGUCCAGACUGUUGGACCACAGACCCGUCAUCAAUGCAGAGAUCCGCUACUUUGUGAGAGAGUUUGAGGAGAAACGGGGUUACAGGGAGAGCCGGCUGCUGGAGAAUCUCAACAAAAUGGUGCAGGAAGCAAAUGAGAAAAUACAGCCUGAAAAUUUAGAAGACAUAAACCAGCAGAUGUCUGAUGUCAUUGCACGAUUGCAGGCUGCUAAUCACAUGGCAGAGAGAGUCCAGCAGAGGGAGCAACAAGCACAGCAGAGCACCGAGCUGCAGGCAAAUAUGGAACGCUUAAAAGUUGAGUGGGCAGACUUUCUGAAGGAGCAGCAGAGAUUAAAGGAGGAGGUGGACGAGGAGCACGCCAAGGCCGUGGGACAGCUCAGCGCUCAGUACAGCGAAAAGAAGAAGGAUCUAACCAAGAUGUCGCCCUUCUAAUCAGCUGAUGUGAACAAACGGACCCUUUCUUAUUACACGAACACAUUUAUCGUGGAGGCGGUGCACAUGAUCUAUGAAAGUGUGUGUUUUGCAUUCCUGUUCUACAUGUGUGUAAAAUGAAGCUGUUGGCUUUGAUUGAUGUACUUGGCAGAAAAAGAGCAUAAAACGUGAAGGCUCUGCUCCUGCGAAAGAGUCGACAUUUUCCAAAUCAUAAGUAUGAAAUUGUGAUUAACAAUGUUGCAUUUUCACAAGUCAUCAAAAUCACAGGGUUUUUUCUUUUCAGUUUCAGCACACAAAUGGUUUGGAAUAUGCCAUUUUCAAACAAGCAAUCAUUGAUUCUUCACUGGCUGUGAAGUUUUCAACAUUUCUAGAUUUUUAAUGGAUGCCUGCCUGAAGGGUGCUGCUGAUGAUAAAUUUGCAUCGGCCUCAAGUUGAAAGGAAGCCGGAGUUUGGCACCAAAGAAAAGAUUGAAAGCAAGAUUAUUAAUGUCAGUAAAGCCCUUUUGAGCAGGUGUGUUUUAAAGCACAGGUCAAAUGUUGGAGAAAUGAGCUCAAAGUGAAGCGCUGCCAGAGCAAAUCAUCCCUCAUCAGCUCCCCCGUGUUUGGAACAUUUGACCUCUGACAUUAACAUCAAGUAAAUCAGCUGUCAUUAUAAAAGACUUAUGCUGAAACCACUUAUCAGCAGCAGUCACUAAUGCAAUAGUUUUAUUGCUGUGCACAUGCAUCAGAUUUUGGAUUGAAUUUCUUUCAGACGGCAGCAGGAUUAUAAACACUUGUCAUGUACACAUAAAAAAUAUCCUUCAGUUUUCAGUGCAUUUCAGUGUAGAGUG
This is a messenger RNA of Scomber japonicus (chub mackerel), 1592 nucleotides long. It is a transcript of the gene bloc1s5, whose product is annotated as biogenesis of lysosomal organelles complex-1, subunit 5, muted. Lineage: Eukaryota; Metazoa; Chordata; Actinopteri; Scombriformes; Scombridae. The record is from RefSeq and is a predicted model, not a curated record. The transcript is spliced from 5 exons. Bases 299 to 763 code for a protein of 154 amino acids. Gene Ontology annotation, cellular component: transport vesicle; BLOC-1 complex.